AUGGCCGACGAGGCGGGACAUAUCGCGCUUCAGGUGGGGCAGGCGCCCGACACCGACCUGGAGCGACAGAUAGCUGAAAUGAAGCGGAAAUGGCAGGAGCUCCAACAGGCCCUCGCCUCUACGUCCUCCACCACGACAUCUUCUUCUACAUCAUCAUCUUCUUUCGACCCCAACCCCGACACCUCGUCUUCUUCCCCGCAACAGCAGCGCCAACAUCAACAUCAUCGCACCGUCAACACCAGGCGCAGCAGUGCCAGGAGACCCUCGCCGCCGUCAUCGAGGACAUCGCCAUCUCUCAAGGAGGCCACGGCCCAGACGACCCCGCAUCUGUUGGUCGAGGGCAAGGACCAAGAAGCCGACGAUCAUCAACAGCCAGAAGCGAACAACAACAAUGACCAUCAUCAUCAACAACAACGUAACGACGAAAAUGGUAACCAGAGCGAGGAGGAUGACGACGAAGAAGAAGAUGCGUCGGAGGGCGACGUCGAUGGAAACGACAGCGAUAUCGAUAGUGACAACAACAACAAGAAGAGGCGGAAGAAGAGGAGCGGAGGCGGGUCGUCGGCGGGAGGGAAGAGGAGGCGAAUGAGCUACAGCUACAACGUGGACGACCGCAAGGCCUGGCGCAAGCGGCAGGUGGGGAUCGACGGCCUCACCGACGAGGAGCGAUGGACCCAGCGGAUGAGCGAGCUCGAAGCCUUCAAGGAGCGCUUCGGCCACGUCAACGUUCCCCAGAAGUGGCACGAGAACCAAAAGCUGGCCAACUGGCUCAAGAACGUGAGGCAGCGGUGGACCCACGUUGCCAACUACCUCACGCCGGACAAGGAGCACAUACUGGCCGAGCUGGGCGUCAAAAAGUGCGAGCCGCUCGACAUCAUCAUCGCCAAGGCCAAGGGCCGUGGCGGCGGCAGCGGCGGUGGAGGCAAGAGGAAGCGAUCACGCGCUUCGUCGUCUUCUUCGACUUCGGCGUCGGCCGACGAUGAUCUCGCCAGCAGUGACGGAGGUGAGGCCGAAGCUGCAUCAUCUUCUGGCGAGGCAACACAAGAGAAGAAGAUCCAGACGCCAACCGGCUCUUCGAAAGAUGAAGGGAGAAAAGAUGUAGAAGAAGAUGAUGUUGAACGUCUGCCAAAGAGGAGGAGGAGCGCCCCCGAGCCGCGAGAGAUCGAGAAUGUGAAGAAGGGAGAAGAACAGCGAGAUGAAGAUGAACCUCGAGGCCAGCCCGAGCAGCAGGACGCCGGGCCACGACGUAGCGGGAGGAAGAGGAAGCCCCUGUUCGAUCUCGAGCACCUCGACCUCCACUACGGCGAGACGAAGGAGUGGUGGAGUCGCUACGCGCUCGACCGAGGCCAGCCCGCUCCCGCCCGACGGCAACGAUCAUACCAGAUCGACGUCGAGCGCGGCAUCGUCGACCAGGUCUACGGCGACGUCAACAUCGUGCUGCGCCGCAAGCCCAAGGAAAACAACUUCAAGGCCAUCCUCCACACCAUUCGCGACCUCAUGAACUCGCCCGCGGCGGUGCCGGCCUGGCUCCACGACGUGUUCCUCGGCUACGGCGACCCCGCGGCCGCCCGCGGCGCACAGGCCCGCGGCUGGAUCGACUUCCGCGACACAUUCCUCGACUACGACCACCUCCGCCACUCGUUCCCGGGUCUCCGCCUGGCGCCCACCACCGACGACGAGGCCGCCCUGCGCCCGCCCUUCCAGCUCCGCUUCCCCGAGGCCGACGGCGGCAGCAGCGAAGGCGGCGCGGAGCCGGGCACGGUCGAGGUGCGCCCGUACACGCAGAAGAACCGCGGGCCGUACCCGUACGACCAGCCCAAGCGCAACGCCAUCCCCUUCACCCCCAAGCAGGUCACCGCCAUCCGCUCCGCCAUGAACGAGGGGUUGACGAUGGUGGUGGGUCCGCCCGGUACGGGUAAGACGGACGUGGCGGUGCAGGUGAUCUCCAACUGGUAUCACAACUACCCGGACCAGCGCAUCCUCCUCAUCACCCACUCCAACCAAGCCCUCAACCAGCUCUUCGAGAAGAUCAUGGCCCUCGACAUCGACGAGCGGCACCUGCUGCGUCUCGGACACGGCCAGAAGCUGCUCGAGACCGAAAAGGACUUUGGCAAAUACGGACGCGUCGAGUGGAUGCUCCAGAAGCGUCUGAGGAACCUGGAGCUUGUGCAGAAGCUGGCGCGGGCGAUCGGAGCCGAGGGCGACUUUGGAUGGAGCUGCGAGUCGGCCGCGCACCUGUACUCGCUCCACGUGCGCCCGGCGUGGGACAACUACAAGGCCCGCCUCGGCGCCGCCGACCCGGCCGACCCGGCCGCCGUCGCCGCCCACUUCCCCUUCGCCCGCUUCUUCGACGACCUGCCCGACCACGUCCCCGGCCAGCCGCUCUUUGCCGGCGUGUCGCGGGCCGACGACGAGGAGACCGCGCGCGGCUGCUUCCGCCACAUUCGCGCGCUGUUCACCCACCUCGACGAGUGCCGGCCGCUCGAGCUGCUCCGCACGGGCCACGACAGGGCCGACUUCCUGCUGAUCAAGCAGGCUCGCAUCAUGGCCAUAUGGACCAACACGCUCUUCAUGCUCGGGUACCUGUGGUGGACCCUCGCCGCCGGGGAGGGGCGGUAUGCACUCAUUGCAGCGCUCACGGUCAGCGUGGUGCUCACCAGCGCAUGA
Messenger RNA from Acanthamoeba castellanii str. Neff, 2667 nucleotides. RefSeq lists its product as uncharacterized. Gene Ontology annotation, cellular component: catalytic step 2 spliceosome. Lineage: Eukaryota; Discosea; Longamoebia; Acanthamoebidae. Gene Ontology annotation, molecular function: mRNA binding; helicase activity. The transcript is spliced from 7 exons. The record is from RefSeq and is a predicted model, not a curated record. The coding region runs from base 1 to 2667 and encodes 888 amino acids.